UGGUUAUAGGGAGAGAGGAAAGUUCAGUUUGGUUUCUUGUUCCUGAUUCCAGCGAUGGCGGCUGCUGAUCUGAGAGCCGAGCUGAGCUGCUCCAUCUGUCUGAGCAUUUAUACUGAUCCGGUAUCCCUGCCCUGUGGCCAUAACUUCUGCCGGGGCUGCAUUGGGAAAACAUGGGACUCACAGAGGAGCAUAGGGGAAAAUCCUUCCUGCCCUGAAUGUAGAGAGAGAUUUAAAAGGAAACCUGAACUGGCAACAGACUGGAAGCUGCGUGGCAUGGUGGAGCGGUUCCGUCCGACUGAGACAGAGCCGGGGGAGACUGGGAUCUUCUGCACUUACUGUCUCCUCUCUCCUGUACCUGCUGCUAAAUCCUGUCUCCUGUGUGAGGCUUCUCUGUGUGAUACCCACCUGAGGGGGCACUGCCAGUCAGCAGAACAUGUACUCACUGAGCCCACCGCUUCCUUUAUGGGGAGAAAAUGUUCUGUACAUCACAAGGUUCUGGAGUAUCACUGCUAUGAGGACUCUGCCUGUAUCUGUGUAUAUUGCUGCCUGGCCAGGGAGCACCGGGGCCACAGGGUGGAGCUGCUGAGUGAGGCCUCUGAGAAGAAGAAAGAGAAACUAAGGAAAGUUCUAGAGAAACUGAGCCCAGAGAGAGAGGAGACUGAGAGAGGAGCCCAGAGGCUGCAGGAGCGCAGGAGAGAAGUGGCAGAAGUGGCAGCCGGUGAGACAGAGAGAGUCACUGCCCUGUUUAGGGGCAUCAGGGAAGAGCUGGAAGCCCUAGAGAAGCGACUCCUGAGUGACAUCUCCAGGCAGAAAGAGGAGCUCACACUCACACUCACUGAGCUGAUCCAACAGCUGGAAAUAAAGAAGGACGAGCUGUCCAGGAAGAUCCGGCACAUUGAGGAGCUGUGCAACAUGGCAGAUCCACUCUCUGUCCUACAGGAACAAUGGGAAUCCCAUGGAGCUGCCUUUUGUGGGGCUGAGGGGGCA
Molecule: messenger RNA, 987 nt
Organism: Xenopus tropicalis (tropical clawed frog)
Lineage: Eukaryota; Metazoa; Chordata; Amphibia; Anura; Pipidae
Product: probable E3 ubiquitin-protein ligase TRIM8
Exons: 1
Molecular function (GO): zinc ion binding
Source: RefSeq, a predicted model, not a curated record